Ruditapes philippinarum (Manila clam) is the source of this 2086-nucleotide messenger RNA. RefSeq lists its product as uncharacterized. The record is from RefSeq and is a predicted model, not a curated record. Lineage: Eukaryota; Metazoa; Mollusca; Bivalvia; Venerida; Veneridae. The coding region runs from base 1031 to 1906 and encodes 291 amino acids. The transcript has 2 exons.
AACUAUAUAAACACCUGAUAUCUCAAUGGUUUAAACUCAGUGUUUAAAGUUAAAAAUAGAAAGGAUCAAAUUCCACAUAUCCAAUAUCAACAGCAAAACAUUUCAGUUUAAAACUGUGAAACAAUUUGAAGAAUACUUUUUUUCAAGGUAAAACAUGGCAGUCUCAGGAAAGAGAGCAUCAAAACAAUUUUCUUCAUCAACAACAUCCAUGGCACAAGAUGAAGAUCUUCAAAUUUACUGUCAACCUUGUGACGAGGAAGGAACUAGACUCCCUGCCCAUGGUUACUGCACUGACUGCAAGGAACACCUUUGCAAGACAUGCUUUACAGCCCAUAGGAUAAACAAGUUUACCAAAAAGCAUACACUUCUGGAUGCAACAAGUAUGCCUAAAGUUUUGCAGCAACCCUCAACAUCCCUUCACACAGGUCUGUCGGAUGACUGGACCUUGCCAUGUGGUAAACAUCCAAAAGAAAUUAUCAAGUUCUACUGCUGUGAUCAUACAGAAUUUCUCUGUAGUGUUUGUGUUACCCUUGAACAUCAAGCUUCAUCCUGCAAAGUCAACUAUAUACCAGACAUUUCUGGUGAUAUCAUAGACAGCAAAGAAUAUCAAGUUAUCUUGAAUGCAUUAAAUACCACUUGUGACAAAUUUCAACAGAUAUUAAAAGAUGUCAAGAAUAUGACACACAAAUCAAACAGCUCUCUCAAAGAUGUCAUAGGAGACAUUAUAAAGUUUCGGCAAGAAAUCAACCAAAGACUAGAUGAACUUGAGAGACAGGCUGAAGAUGCAGCUAAAGUCAUAGAACAAGAAAACAACAAACAUCUGAAAGCAGUAGAAACAGCAUGUGAAAGAUAUAACCAAAUCUCUGAAGAAAUCAUCAGACAAAGUCAAACAGCUCAACAGAACAAAACAAGCUGACAAACUCUUCAUUGAUUUGAAACUUGCAGAGAAAACAAUAAAAGAUAGGAGGAAAAAUUACUAAAACUCUCAUCAAAUGAUAUCAAAGAGCACAACUUUCAAUCAAAUGAUGUAAUGUUUAAUUUGUUUAAAACAGAGAAGUCGCUUGGUACACUGACACAGAAAACUUUAAAUACAGAAUGUCAACAUGUACAAAUAAAGUCUAGACAAUCUUCACAUGAGGGACAAAUCUGUGUAAAGACAUCAAAAGAUGAAUAUGGGUGCUUGAUAGCAGGAAUGACCCUGCUGACUCCUGAUCUUCUUAUCAUCACUGACUGUCAAAACAAAGCUGUAAAGAUGGUGGAUACCAGCAGUCAAUCUGUGUCAGAUCAACUACAACUAGAUGAUCAACCAUGGGAUAUCACCACGGUAACCAGUACUGAACUUGCUGUCACACUUCCAAACAUACAAACAAUACAAUUUAUAUCAAUCUCAUCAAACAAACUCAUAAAGAAGCACACUGUGAAGGUUGAUGGGAAAUGUCAUGGUAUAAGCAGUUAUCAAGGUAAACUUGUUGUGUCAUUCCUUAAUCCUGCAAAAUUUCAGAUCUUUGAUAUGAAUGGCACUAUACUGACAACAAUUGAUGGAAAGAAUAUUUUCCAAAAUCCAUGUUAUAUCACAUGUAACAGAAGUUCUAUCUAUGUAUCUGACUGGGGCAUGAAGACAGUAACAAAGUUAAACUGGCAAGGUGAUGUGAUAGGUAGUUAUAGUGGUAUCAGUGAUCCUACUGGAAUGUCACUGUCAGAUGAUGGUACCGUCUUUGUGUGUGACAUGGUGAGAAAUGUUAUAGAAGAGAUAUCAGGAGAUUGUUCUACAGGAAAGGUGGUGCUGCAGGAUCUGAAGACUCCAGUGGCUGUAUGUUGGUGUGGAGAAACAAAGAAGCUGUAUUAUAGCUGUAAUGAUUGGAAUGCAAAAUAUGACAACUUCCUUCACAUCCAUAACCUGUCAUAGACUUGAACAGAAACUUAGUUGAAUUAAAUCAAACAAUGUCAGUGGUUCUUCAAUAUUAAAAAAAAACUUGCAUCAUCCAUUCUUCUGAAAUAUUAGCACUACACAUGUUUUAAGUUUUGUCAGAUUUUUUUUAAUGUUAAAAUCUUAUGUUAUGAGUGAUUAAUGAUUUAAGCAAUCCUU